Molecule: messenger RNA, 3228 nt
Organism: Rhineura floridana
Lineage: Eukaryota; Metazoa; Chordata; Lepidosauria; Squamata; Rhineuridae
Product: bestrophin-1-like
Exons: 10
Coding region: 125-2437 (770 amino acids)
Molecular function (GO): chloride channel activity
Source: RefSeq, a predicted model, not a curated record
GGACCCAUCUUUAGUACUUACUUGAAAGUACUAAAUCCAGCUGAUGUGAAUGGGAAUUCUUCCAAGUAAAUAGUGUACUUGCUGAAAAAUAUAUUGAUUUGACAACUUGGAUGCGGGCCUUGUGAUGACAGUGACAUACACGUACCGUGUAGCUGAUGCACGACUGGGCACCUUCUCACAGCUCCUGCUCCGAUGGAAAGGGAGCAUCUACAAACUCCUCUAUUGCGAGUUCUUAAUCUUCAUCUCUUUCUACUUCAGCAUCAGCCUCAUUUACAGGUUGAUUCUGAAUGAGAGCCAACGGCUGAUGUUUGAGAAACUGUCUCUGUAUUGCAAUCGGUAUGCCGAACUGAUCCCUGUGUCCUUUGUAUUAGGCUUUUAUGUUACCUUAGUGGUAUCUCGCUGGUGGGGACAGUAUGAGAGCAUCCCAUGGCCCGACCGUAUUAUGAACCUGGUCUCAAGUAGUGUGGAUGGAAAAGAUGAGUAUGGGCGCCUUCUGCGGCGCACUCUGAUGCGCUACAUCAAUCUGUUGAGCGUGCUGAUUUUGCGCUCUGUCAGCACUGCAGUCUUCAAGAGAUUUCCCAGCAUAGAACAUAUUGUGACAGCAGGCCUGAUGACUCCCGAAGAACACAAAAAGUUUGACAGUGUGAACUCAUCCCAUAACAAGUUCUGGAUUCCCUGUGUGUGGUUUUCCAACCUGGCAGUGAAGGCACGUAAUGAUGGACGGAUCCAUGACAGCGUGCUCCUCCAAGGCAUCUUGAAUGAAAUGAACACUUUGCGUAGUCAGUGUGGGCGACUCUAUGGGUAUGAUUGGAUCAGCAUUCCAUUGGUAUACACACAGGUGGUGACAGUAGCUGUUUACAGCUUCUUCUUGGCUUGUUUAAUUGGUCGACAGUUCCUGGACCCUGCAAAAGAGUAUCCUGGCCAUGAGAUGGAUCUAUUUGUGCCCAUCUUCACCUUCCUGCAGUUUUUCUUCUAUGCUGGCUGGCUAAAGGUAGCUGAACAGCUCAUUAAUCCAUUUGGAGAGGAUGAUGAUGACUUCGAAACGAACUGGCUCAUUGAUAGGAAUCUGCAGGUCUCCCUUAUGGCUGUGGAUGAAAUGCACCAGGACUCGCCCACCCUACAGAAGGACCCAUAUUGGAAUGAAUCAGACCCACAGCCACCCUAUACAGCAGCAACUGCAGAAUAUAAGCGAACAUCUUUCCUAGGCUCAACCUUUGACAUCAGCAUGCAGAAAGAGGAGAUGGAAUUCCAACCCCUGGAGCAGAUUAAAGAGAAUGAGGAAGCAAACCUGUCAAUGCCAUUGCUGGGGCAUAAAAGCCGCUUCCUGACUGUCCAGUCCCCCAGUUUCACCAGGUCAUCAAGAACGAACCUGAUGCAUCGGAGGAACGAAAAUGUCCCUUCUUCCCCUUAUUAUGCCUACCCAGAUGUGGGCAAACCUGGGAGUCCUCCCGGCAUUCACCAGCCAAGGGGGGACUGCUCCCCGCCAGGCUUCAGCUCCCAGGAUCAAUGGGACAAUGCAGUGAAGAAACUGCGAGAGUUUGAUGCCUUCAUGUCAACUCCAUUCUGUGAGCGGCCUGGCUUCUACAGCGCCCCACAGACGCCCAUCAGCUCCAUCCCAAUGAUCUUCCCAUCCAGGCAUCCAGGCCGCAAGAAGCCACCUGCUCUCUCUAGCAUUGCUGCUUGCUCUGCCACUUCGAGGCACAACUCCUCUGCUGGCCAGUCUCCUUGCAGAGCCAGCGAUACAGACAGGAGUGAGAACUCUCUUGGCUCGGGAACUAGAGAAACUUUUGUUUGGCCCACCGAAAAAGGCCAGGCUUCAGACUCCUUGGCUGUGACGGUUGAAGAGGAGGCAAAACAUAUGAUCAGUAGAUCAAAAGAAAUGGCUCCGCUUAGAAGCCCAGGAAGGGCUCUGUCCUCAGCAGACCCAGCAAGUCCCAAGUUUCCUUUCUUUUCUGAGUCCCCAGAUCCUGAGAUACAGGCUAACUUCAAGAGUCUGAAAGGCCACCAGCAGCCUUGGCUGAAUCCAGCCAACACCACGACUCCAAACCCAGACCACCCCAGCUACCUUCAUUCCUACGGCAUCAGGACCCCUACCGGCAAUGGCCCUCCCACCUGCUUUUCAUUCACACCUUUGACAUCCCCCAUGCUCAAGAGAUCCAGUCUGAGCAAAGCAAAUGCUGUUGUUGGCUCUGGCUUGGAGGCUUCUUCUGGAGUCAUAGAGCAGGAUACUCCAGCAAUAUCUGGGGCCACCAGAGACACAGGAAGUGGAGGCACCAAUGCUUAUCAUGCCAAGGAUCAGAGGAAGGCAGCCAGCUCUUCCCCUAAUGACUCAGGCAUCUCUUUGGCAGAAGGAGACUUUGUAGGACUAAUGGAAGUGAUCCUGGAAACCAGUGAAAGCACAGCUGAUGAAAGGAAGGAGACAGAGGUAACUAAAUGAAAUGGGAUCACAGAUUCUUUCUAUCUAGGAUGAUGUGAUUUUAAAAAAAACUUCAUUGGUACUCGGCCUCUAAAGAGACACCAGAAUCGCAUACAAUGAACUACAGAACAGCCAAGAAUGCCAAAACUUUCUGUUGGAAAGAUCGUUCCAUGGCUAUACAUGUGUUUUUGCUAACAAGCAGGUACUACGCUCUGUAAGACUAGGAAACCAGUUCUAAUUCCAGCAAGCAAAGGAGAGUGUGGGAAGGAUCCCCAUUGUCCCCGAAGCCUAGUCCCAUCCCUGACCAAAUGGGCAACAAGCUUCAGAAGGCAAUACUAAUUGGUCUGUCCCACCAUUGCAAGGAAGAUGACAGUCCGUUGUUUUGAGAGCCAACUGAGAAAAUACAGUGUCAUGAACUUUUUGAGUCUGGGAGUCUGGUGUGCCUCCACUUUUAACACUGGAAAAAAUGUCAUGUAUCACAUCUCAAAACUUUGGGGAGCACAUGCACAACAGCACUUCUGGAUAGGAAGAUUAAGGCUUAGAGAUUAGAAACCUCUGCAGGCUGCCUUGGUCAACAGUGUAACAUAUAAUAAUGAAGCUGUUUUGCUGGAUGAGCAUAGCUUGCUUUACACUAUAUAGAGGACACUGUAUUUUCCAUUAUGUCCGUUCACUAAAUACACAUUAGCAAUAGAAAAUAGUUAUGAGCUUUUAUGAGUUAUUUGCCUACAAUCUAUUUCUAAACAGCAGGUUGAAAACGAAGCUAGCUGAAGAGAAAGUUUCAGUUCCUAGUAACGUAAAUAGCAUCAACAGAA